Rattus norvegicus (Norway rat) is the source of this 1241-nucleotide messenger RNA. RefSeq names its product killer cell lectin-like receptor, subfamily A, member 17 (gene Klra17). The record is from RefSeq and is marked validated. NCBI's taxonomy places the organism in Eukaryota, Metazoa, Chordata, Mammalia, Rodentia, Muridae. Gene Ontology annotation, molecular function: carbohydrate binding. Gene Ontology annotation, cellular component: membrane; plasma membrane. The transcript is spliced from 8 exons. The coding region runs from base 157 to 963 and encodes 268 amino acids.
GUGGGAGCCUCUUUGUGGAUAUAGACCAGGAAAAGUCAACUCUGCUUCCAAUUGGGAGACCAAUACCUUCCAACAGAAUCACUUCGGUAUAGAGACACAGGAAAUCACUCAAGGCCGCAUUUUAACUUAAAAUCUACUUCAUACAUCACUCCCAAGAUGAGUGAGCAGGAGGUCACUUACUCAACUGUGAGAUUUAAAAAAUCUUCAGAAAUGCAGAACCAAGUGAGGCCUAAGGAGCCUCAAAGGCCCAGAGAAGCUGGCCACAGAGAGAGUUCAGUCCCCUGGCAGCUCAUUGUGAUAGCUCUUGGAAUCCUCUGUUCCCUUCUGCUGGUAACUGUUGCAGUAUUGUUGACAAAGAUUUUUCAGUAUAAUCACGAAAAACAUGCACUGCCGGAGGAAACUCUAAGCCCCAUCAAUAACUGCAGCACCAUGCAAAGUAAUAUCGAUUUAAAGGAGGAAAUGCUAAGAAAUAUGUCUAUAAACUGUAGUCAAGGCAAUGAUCUUCUUCAAUCUCUAAACAGAGAACAGACAAAAUGGUACAGUGAAACUAAGACUGUUUUACCUUCCUCUCAGCACACAGGCAAAAAUGUUGAAAUAUACUGGUUCUGCUAUGGUAUAAAAUGUUAUUAUUUCAUCCUGGACACAAAAGCAUGGAAUGGAUGUAAACAGACCUGCCAGGAUUCCAGCUUAUUCCUUCUGAAGAUAGAUGAUGAGGACGAACUGAAGUUCCUUCGGCUACAGUUUCUUUCAUACCAGUACUGGAUUGGAUUGUCAUAUAAUAAAACAGAAAAGGAAUGGUCAUGGAUUGACAAUGGCCAAUCUGAAUUAUCCUUGAACCUAAAGAAAUACAAUGUAAAGGAUGGAGACUGUAUGUUCUUAUCUAAAGCAAGACUAGAAAAUGCUAUGUGCUCCAACCCCUACCCAUGUAUUUGUCAGAAGAGACUGGAUAAGUUCCCUCAUUGACUCUCCAACAAGAGUUAAAGGAUUUAGUCUGCUGUGCAAACAGCGAGAUGAGCUGGAAGAGUGUGGGAAUGUUCUCUGGAAUCUGAUGUGGCAGAGCAGAGGCUUCUUCCAUCCUGGUGAAGACAGGACACAUUUUCUCUGGUGCACGGACAUGGUUUGCUUCAAAGUCUCCAGGACUCUGCACUUUCUGAUUUCUUAAACUCUUAUACAAUUAAAUCAAAUCCCAAUAACCAACCUGUAUAUUUCAUUAUGAUUAGAAUAAAUCCUGUUACUUGAAA